Molecule: messenger RNA, 753 nt
Organism: Phyllostomus hastatus (greater spear-nosed bat)
Lineage: Eukaryota; Metazoa; Chordata; Mammalia; Chiroptera; Phyllostomidae
Product: actin-related protein 2/3 complex subunit 3-like
Biological process (GO): Arp2/3 complex-mediated actin nucleation; regulation of actin filament polymerization
Cellular component (GO): cytoskeleton; Arp2/3 protein complex
Molecular function (GO): actin filament binding
Source: RefSeq, a predicted model, not a curated record
AUGCUUAAAGAACUGGUUCAUGCAAUUGUCGGGGCUAGCAGGUCUGGACUGUGCAGCUCAGGCCAGGGGGCUAGGAAUUUCCACGGGAGGGAGCGGCAUAGUCCUGAGUCUAGAGGCAGAAUUCCAGCCUCCUCCUGCCCUGCCCCAGCCUCCAGACCAGAAACACUGCACUCUCACCCCAUCCUCCCCACCUGGACUGAAACUCAGGAGGCCACCAAGGCGCCAGCUUACCACUCUUCUCUCAUGGACCCCGACACCAGACUCAUUGGAAACAUGGCACUGUUGCCUAUGAGAAGUCAGUUCGAGGGACCCGCCCCUGGAGGGGCAAGAGAUACAGAUAUUGUAGAUGAACCCAUCUAUUACUUCAAAGCCAAUGUCUUCUCCAAAAACUAUGAAAUUAAGAAUGAAGCUGAUAGCACCUUGAUAUACAUUACUCUCCACAUUUCUGAGUGUCUAAAGAAAUGCCACAAGUGCAAUUCCAAAAGCCAAGGUGAGAAAGAAAUGUGUACACUGGUAAUCACUAAUUUUGCCAUUCCUGGAGAGCCUAGUUUUCCACUUAAUACAAUUUAUGUCAAACCUGCAAACCAACAGGAAGACGUGAGGAAGGCCUAUUUACAGCAGCUAUGGCAAGAGACUGGACUGAGACUUUGUGAGGAAGUUUUUGACCCUCAGAAUGAUAAACCUAGCAAGUGUUGGACUUGCUUUGCAAAGACACAAUUUAUGAACAAGAGUCUUUCAGGCCCUCGACAGUAA